CGUUGGAUCGACCAUGCACUUCGUCUGUAGCUAUAUACAGGCUAACAUUAGAUCGUCGACAGACUACUGCCCCGUACAAGUGUGUCAGCGAGACGGACUCUGGACAGCCGCCUCCAUAUCGUGUGGAGAAAAUGAAUGCUAUGAGUCAGGACGAUCGGACAAGUAUCAAGGUCAUAGAUCAUGUACAAGGUCGGGGAGACAAUGUCAGGCAUGGAACAGCCAAUAUCCUCAUACACAUGACCUUCAAGCUGGGUCUUUUCCAGGCGAAAACAUGACAGGUUCUUUCUGUAGAGACCCGGAUGGUAUGAGAGGCGCCCCCUGGUGUUUUACCCUUGAUCCUAAAUUAGAAUGGGAGGACUGCAGCAUAGAUCUCUGCGACGAAAUAGAACUGGUGUCAACGAAAUGUCUGAUGGAAACAGUCAAGCGAGUGUACAUGUUUCUAAAGAACUUUCUAAAGACAGCAGCCUUAUUGCAACGUUUAAUUGGAGUAAGAGCAGUUUUAUGGCAAUAGCUGGGGUUAGUACUUCUCAUUCAGAGAUCGGCAUGGCUGUUACUGACUCAGUAAAUAGGGACACGGCUUCAGCUGAUUCAACACAAGGGACAGACAAUGUGGAGCAGUAUGAAGGCAUUAGUAACAGAAACGAACGCUUGACAUCUCUGGACUCUAAUAUGCCGUUGGGACAGGACCGUUUAGCAUCAACCCCUGAAUCUACUACCAAAGUUCAUAUGGAGGCUAAGGACGGUGCCACUACAACAAAAGAUGACGACAGUACAUUGUUUUAUUCAAUACAGCCAUCAUAUUUACCGAUUCCAAGUUCAAUACUGACUGCUACUUCGCCACUGCCUACAACAGACGCAGCAGACAAACGUGCCAUUUUGUCGUCUAUGAAACCAGUGAAAACCACAGCUAACUUAAACAAUGCUGACAGGUCGUCUAUGUUUAACAUGGAGGAUGCGACGAUACGGGCAAAUGUACACAUCCUGAAUGGUGAUCACAUCAUGGACAAAACCUCUAAUAAUAGUUCUACUUCAUCAGGUUUUUCUUUGAGACCUCCAAACCUUCUACCGGCGAUGGAUGCCGUUCUGUCAGCAAACAGUCCUGUACAAAAUGUAUCUGGAUACAAGGCUACUGAUACAACGUCACAGCGCUCCUCUUCCUCCGUAAAUACCACGAAAAACACUUCGUUUGUUGUUGAGUUUUCUGCAUCAACUGUUAUUGCAAGGGACGAAACAAAAGAAAUAUUAACGCAACACAAGAUUGUCCCUUACAAGUGCUUGGUUGACCUGAAUUUCGCAGAAAGGGAACGUGGAAAUUUUAAACUUAACGUAUGGACAUUUCGACAGGCUGCAGCUAGCCUUUCUAAGUUAACUCCCCUGAGUGGCAAUCUUCACAGGAAUAACGAAAAUGAGAUAUCGUGUGGUCGCCACUGUUCACAUGUCUAUAAAUGUGACAUGUUUGCCUUUGAUUUUGAGACACAAAUGUGUGCUUUGUUUUCGUUAGAAACUGGAGAGAUUCACUUGGAUUGUACCGAGCAUGAACGGUUAUCAUGCUACGCAAGAUGUAUCACAGUUGAAUGAUAUAUUAAGUAUUGGAGGAAGACAAGUGUAGCUUUAGUUUUUAUGUCUUUCCUUCGAAUUAGUUUGUGACCAUUUCAGCAUUUACUUAUUGAAAAUGACUACCAUAAGGCAAGAAAACAAUUUCAUUGAUGUUUUGUUAAGAUAUUGUCAAAUAAAAUCCAUUAAAUAUGUAUUUAUCAUUGUAUGAACUCAUAAGGUAAUGCUCCUAUCAAAGGCAAACACAACCCUUCCUUGUAUGUAAGGCAUCCAUUAGGAAACAAGAAUAUGAAUAGCAUUAUCGACCAAAACUCCGCCAUAAACCCAAGAACUGGCCGAGCGCACACAAUGAUUAUCCUGAUCUGUAAUACAUGCAGUCAGUGCUGAAGUUUUAGGUUGGUAAAUCGUAAAUUACUAUUUAUUAUUUAUUCUAAUGAGAUUUGUAAAUUACAGUGUUAGCUUUUAGCUGAUACCAACUUUUUGUUUGAGGUCGUCAAACAGAAAAUUAGAUAACAAAUCUUACAGAAAAUUUUAGAUUUUUAAAUGCAAAUAUACGUAUAUACAAUUAAA
Molecule: messenger RNA, 2124 nt
Organism: Mizuhopecten yessoensis (Yesso scallop)
Lineage: Eukaryota; Metazoa; Mollusca; Bivalvia; Pectinida; Pectinidae
Exons: 4
Coding region: 349-1578 (409 amino acids)
Source: RefSeq, a predicted model, not a curated record